Capsella rubella is the source of this 837-nucleotide messenger RNA. Its product is annotated as pentatricopeptide repeat-containing protein At1g74600, chloroplastic-like. The transcript has a single exon. Gene Ontology annotation, molecular function: protein binding; RNA binding. NCBI's taxonomy places the organism in Eukaryota, Viridiplantae, Streptophyta, Magnoliopsida, Brassicales, Brassicaceae. The record is from RefSeq and is a predicted model, not a curated record. Bases 1 to 837 code for a protein of 278 amino acids. Gene Ontology annotation, biological process: RNA modification.
AUGACUUCUCUGAUGCACUGUGGCAUUACUAAAGAUAUCAUCGAGAUGUUUGGUUCGAUGAUCAGUGAAGGAACUGGAAUUGACGAAGUCACUCUUUCUACUGUUCUCAAGGCUUUCUCACUCUCUGUUCCAGCAAAUUUACAUAGCUGCGCGCUUAUACAUUGCUGGUCUAUGAAAUCUGGUUAUGCUUCUGAUGUUGCAGUCUCGUGCUCUCUAAUUGAUGCGUAUUCAAAGAGCGGUCAGAAUGAAGUAUCUCGGAAGGUGUUUAUUGAGCUUGAGUCACCUAACAUCUUCUGCUGGACUUCGAUCAUCAAUGGGUAUGCUAGAAAUGGUAUGGGAAGAGAGUGUCUUGAGAUGCUGAGAGAAAUGGAUCAAAAGAAUCUCAUGCCAGACGAAGUUACAAUCUUGUCUGUACUAUCAGGUUGCAGUCAUUCUGGGCUUGUCGAAGAAGGGGAGCUGAUUUUCGACUCAAUGGAAUCAAGGUACGGAAUUUCUCCAGGAAGGAAACUCUAUGCGUGCAUGGUGGAUUUGCUUGGGCGUGCUGGUUUGGUGGAAAAAGCCGAAAGGCUGCUUCUUCAGGCACAUGGAGAUGCAGACUGCAUCGCAUGGAGCUCAUUACUGCAGAGCUGCAGGAUUCAUAAAAACAAAUCAAUAGGAAGAAGAGCAGCGGAAGUCUUGAUGGAUCUUGAACCCGAGGAUUUCACUGUUUACAUUCAAGUUUCAAAAUUUUACUUUGAGAUCGGUGACUUUGAAUUCUCCAGACAAAUCAGAGAGAUCGCUGCUUCACGAGAGCUCAUGAGGGAGAUCGGUUACAGUUCAGUAAUUGUAAAAAACUGA